AUGGCGUCCACUCGUUAUCAACCUGGUGAGCUUUUCCGCAAACAACGCCUCCAAAAUAUACUUGACAGCUCAAAUUUGGGGCAAAAUAGUCAGGAUAUUGAUGGUUUAAGCGAGACCGCAGCAUCUCAGUCUGAUCAGGCCCUGAUUUCAUUGGAAUUGGAUGCCCCAAGGCAAAAUACGAAUACGAACUCAAAGAGAAAGCGAAAACCUUCAGAUGUUCUUCAGCAGAAAUCUAUAAAGGUGAAAGUGGCUAAAAGGAGUCCUGAAAACCAAAGAAAGGUUAUGGUUUGGUCCCCAGAUCGGAUAGAGCUGCUGCUCGCGUAUUUAAAGGAAUACAAAUCCACGUGCGAGUUCAAUGGUAGAGAUUUCAAGCAAGAUCUGGCGGCCAUGUACACAGAGAUUCGCAAAUGCUUGGCAAAAGAUUACCCGGAGGAAUUCGGGCCACAAGUCACUACUGAGCAUAGUAUGCCCAUCAAAGACAUGGACAGUUCAGAAUACCAGGCAUUCAAGAAGACUCUCAAUAAGGAACAGGAGCUUAUCAAGAAAGGCUAUGACCGCGUGAAGGAGAAGAUCCGAAAUGUGAGGCAGGAUUUUCGAACCGCGGUGAACAAGGGGACUAGAAGCUGUAGCGGCAAAAUAGUCCAGGAAAACUUUGAACUUUUAGCUGACAUUUGGGGUGGCUCGCCCGCAACAACUGCUCUCCCCUUCGGAGUUGAUGGCGAUAGUGCUCAAGGUACUGAGGAAGAACUGGAUAGUCAGCCACUGCUGGAUUCAACCGAUGAAAGCAUUUCUGCACAGUCUGAUUCGCCACUACCUCCAGACAGCCUAUUAGAUGACCCACAACCAUCCAGGUCCAAUAUUGCAGUCAAAACAAUUCCCAAACUGGUGGACAACAAAAGGAAACACACGGAAAAGGCACUCUCUCAGGCUCAGAGAGACCAACUUCUGAUGAAUACUGCGAAAGAGGACCUGUUCAUGAAAAGAGAGAUGCUCAAGUCAUUUGACAAAUCAAAUAAAAUCAUGGAAGAGUCCAUUGGAAAAAUGACAGCAUGUCUGACAUCUCUUGGGGAAGGCAUUGCAACUGGAAUGAGGAUGCUAGCAAAUGCUAUUGCUGACACACGCCAUCCUGCACCUCAAGCCUACCCACCACAGUUCAAUAACCACUAUAUGGGAGGUUUUACUCCAUAUCAUAAUGAUUCAGCUGUAGGCAGAACCCACGCACAGUUUAACAUGAAUGCUGAACAGCCAAACAAUACAGGCAAUAAAGAUGUUCACGUUUGUUUGAAUUGGAUCGCAUACUUCUUGAAAGGAGUGGUAGACUUCUACCACAUGUUCGUUGACAAUUUUGAUUCUAUGUAUGACUUGUCGAUUGUCCCUGAUGAUUUGAAAGAAUUCAGAGGCUAUUGUGCAUGUGGUGAUUUGGGUUUGGUUGGGGUGUUGUCCGAAGUUUCCCCAGAAAGAAUUGAGCAUUAA
Pocillopora damicornis (cauliflower coral) is the source of this 1473-nucleotide messenger RNA. RefSeq lists its product as uncharacterized. The record is from RefSeq and is a predicted model, not a curated record. Lineage: Eukaryota; Metazoa; Cnidaria; Anthozoa; Scleractinia; Pocilloporidae.